Messenger RNA from Fomitopsis serialis, 525 nucleotides. RefSeq lists its product as uncharacterized. The transcript is spliced from 3 exons. Bases 234 to 485 code for a protein of 83 amino acids. The record is from RefSeq and is a predicted model, not a curated record. Lineage: Eukaryota; Fungi; Basidiomycota; Agaricomycetes; Polyporales; Fomitopsidaceae.
GUACUCGUCUUUGGCGUAGGUUUAUUACAUAUGUCCUCCUGUGCGACUACUCGCCGUUCCGCUCGGACGAUCCGGCGGAGCUGAUCCGCAGCGACUGCUGCGCGGGCUGAGUUCCACGAACGGUAUUGGAGCAAUAUCUCAGAAGAAGCAAAGGAUUUCAGUCGAGUGCUUCUCGACCCUGACCCAACUAAGCGGCCGACAGCGGAGCAGGCACGCAAGCACAAGUGGCUCACAUGACUCUUCGCUUCGUUCGAACACGAUCUCUCUGGCCUGCGCGAGUCGUUCAACGUUCAAUACUCAACCCCCGCGCGCGAGGGAAGGCCGCGAUGAACAGGGCGGUUGCAUUGCAGCGCCUCGGCACGCGCGCGAGCUCUGGCUCAGGCGGGUGGCGCAUGACGAGCCGGGGCAGCACGCUGCUCGACAGCGACGGUGAGGACGAUGUAGAAGUUCCCAGGCGACACGUCCUGCACAGUGCACUGGCCUGAGGCCUGAGCGCUGAGCCUCGAAUAUACGGCUCCUUUAAAC